Molecule: messenger RNA, 1667 nt
Organism: Folsomia candida
Lineage: Eukaryota; Metazoa; Arthropoda; Collembola; Entomobryomorpha; Isotomidae
Exons: 9
Coding region: 691-1635 (314 amino acids)
Biological process (GO): plasma membrane phospholipid scrambling
Cellular component (GO): plasma membrane
Molecular function (GO): phospholipid scramblase activity
Source: RefSeq, a predicted model, not a curated record
CCUGGUUUUCGACAAAUUUCGUCGCCAUGUCAUAAUUUAAAAAAAUAAUAAUUCGAGGGAACGAAAUGUGAGUGUUGACAAUUUUUGUGCGGUUUGUUUAUGGGUUACAGUUUGUGCGACGCACACUGGUGCCAAAGGUUCCAGGGUUUUUCAAAAUAAAAGUUUUUUAGUCGUCGGAGCAAUUGUCGCAACCUUGUAAUUAUUACUAAAGUUGUCAAGCAACCUUGGACGCUUCUAAUUACACAAACUUUUAUAGCACGAUUGCUUGACUUUUGGUGUCUUAGGAACGCUAGCAUUGAAUUACCAGAAUUACCGUUACUAAAACCAAGCUAAAUUAGUAUUUAGGACCUUGGAGUUCAUUCCUAUUUCGAAAAUCAAUGAGAAUGUGAGAUUCGGACGAUUAGUACAGAAUGUCAUAUUCACUUGCUCCAUCGACACUCCACGAUCCAGGAAAUCCCACCCCUUGGAUUGCACCUUAUGAAACAUUGGAAAAGCAAGUCCCCAAAGAGAGCACAACCACUCAGGAAGAAUUAGUGAAACAAUUAAUUUACGAUGAUCCAGUUUCUCUUUCAAAGUAUUCAAUUCAUGAACAAAAGGUAGCCGUCUCAAAAUCCAAGCUGAAAGUUCCCCUCGGUCUAGAGGCUUUGCAUUUAGCAAAUAGCAAUCUCUUGAUACUGCGACGACCGGAAAAUGCCAUACGUAACAAGGAUAGAUCCGGUCGACCGUUUAUUGGCAUUCGCCCAGUACGACAUUGUUAACGAGGACGGGUGUCAAAUGUACAUCGCUGUGGAGAACACGACCUCCAAAGCGUUAAAGUGGACAAGAGACGCUCGCAUGUUCAACGUCACCAUGUACGAUCACAAGUGUAACAAGGUUUUGCAAAUUACACGAUCAUGUUCCCCAGGCUUCUGUUGUGCACAGUAUUGCUGUGGUUUUUGCAUAUUUGGAUUCAAAGGGUGUGGAAAUUAUGUGACUGUAACGCUUUGUGAGACUGGCCGAUUUUUGGGCCGAAUUGAACAAGAGUUUUCAUGGGAUGAGACCGUCCUCAAGAUUUUUGAUGAAAUCGGCAAAAAUGUCAUGAUCGUGACUGGAAAGUUGGUGGACGGAGUAUUUGACGUAGCUUUUCCCGAAGAUGAAGACGAACCUAUCGCCAUGAUUGAAACUUUAAUGAACGCCCAAGAAGUCUCUGCCUUUUACAAUAUUCAAAUAUCCGGUUACGAGGACCCCUACGGACUUACCUUGCUGUCCAUGACCUUGUCCCCAAAGUAUAAAGCGUUGAUUAUAUCUGCCAUAAUUUUAAUGGACUACAUGUUUUUAAAACCCACGACGGAUUUUCCCCACUGGACGCAAUUUAUUCCGUACGACUUCAAACCAGAGGACCAAACGAGGGACAAAACAUUCAGCGACGGGAGCAAGGAAAUUAUCGUGACGAGUAUGAAACCGAGACAUAAUUGGAUCAAUAUUUUACGUCAGGAGAGAAGAUGUGGGUGUUGCCGAUGGUUCUUCGGCUUCAUUUGUCUCUGUUGUCCGCUUGGUUUUGUGCGAAAUGGGCUGAGAUGUGUGCUUCUUAUCCUCGUUAUCAGUGUAAUUGUAGCAGGCCUGGUAUUCGUAGUUGUGUUUUUUACUAGAAAAUAAUAAACCAACUUGAGAAUUGAAUGGUAUUUGUG